AAACGACCUCUUCGGCCGUCGUCUUCAAUUUCAUCACACAAUGGGCCGUUACAGCAGUCCAUCAAUGGAGUCCAAUCUCUCUGCCUCCAUCGGCCUCCCGGCUCCCGACCACCACCGUGAAAUCGCCGCCGAUUUCCCCAAUCUCUUCCCCCAAUUCGCCUCCUUGCUCAUUUCCCACCAAAACCCUCAAAAACCCAUCCCCAAAACCCUCCCUUUCGCCUCCAAUUCCAUCUCCUUAUCCACAUCCCAACAACAACGACCCUCCCACCACCGAAUCGCCCUCAUCAGCACCCCGGCCAAGCUCAAAUCCCUAAUCAACAACCUCUCCGUCUUCGAGCGGGCCCUAAUCGGCGCCGGCGGGGGCGGACUCGCCGGGGCCUUCACCAACUUCUGCCUCCUCCCUCUCGACGCCGUCAAGACCAAGCUCCAGACCAAAGGGGCGUCCCAGAUCUACGCAAGCACCCUCGACGCCGUCGUCAAGACAUUCCACGACAAGGGCAUCCUAGGGUUCUACCGCGGCGCCUCCGCGGUAAUCGUCGGAUCCGCCGCCUCCUCCGCGGUCUACUUCGGCACCUGUGAGUUCGGCAAAUCGGUCCUCGCCAAGCUCGACGACUUCCCUCCUCUGCUCAUCCCUCCCACCGCCGGCGCCAUGGGGAACAUCGUCUCCUCUGCAAUCAUGGUCCCUAAAGAGCUGAUCACUCAGCGGAUGCAGGCUGGGGCGAAGGGGAGGUCGUGGGAAGUUCUGGCGAGGAUACUGGAGAAGGACGGCGUGUUGGGUCUUUACGCCGGGUACUCGGCCACAUUGCUGAGGAAUUUGCCUGCUGGGGUGUUGAGUUACUCCUCGUUCGAGUACUUGAAAGCUGCGGUGCUGAGCAAGGCCAAGAAGGCGCAAUUGCAGCCGAUUGAGAGCGUGGUCUGUGGAGCGCUGGCAGGGGCGAUCUCGGCUUCUUUGACGACUCCUCUCGAUGUCGUGAAGACGAGGUUGAUGACUCAGGUGGGCAGAGAAGCCAUGGGAGGGGUUGGAGAUACUGUGAAGCAGAUAUUGAUGGAGGAAGGGUGGGUUGGAUUCAGUAGGGGAAUGGGUCCGAGAGUGCUUCACAGUGCUUGCUUCUCGGCAAUGGGGUAUUUCGCGUUCGAGACUGCUAGGCUCGCGAUAUUGGACCGGUAUUUGAAGCACAAGGAGUUGCAGCAGGAAUUGGAUGCUGUUGUUCCAGCUUGAAUUAUGCUAUGGACCCACAUCUGUCUAUAAGCGGAUGGCUUUCUUCAGACACAGUGCUCAUGCAGAAAUUGAGGGCUGCUGACCUCUGAGUUUUAGACUCCAGGAGGGGCAAGGACAGGGGAUGGGAUGAAUUGGAAGGAAGGAAGAGGGUUGUAUGGCACAAUCUGUGGGAGACCCAAGAAGUCCGACAUGCUGCAACUGUCUUCCAGCAUCGAUAUCAAGUUUUAUUCCUCUUGACAAUCCCCCUCAGCAAUUCCCUUGAUAUAAGCAAAUCGGGCAACCAGAAUUGAGUAAAAAGUAGCCUUCGCGUUGGAGAAUUUUGACAGCAGACUCUGGAUUGAUUUCCGCCCUGGGGAUAGAAACUCCUUCAGCUCUUCUUCCUUCGUUGUCGGGUUAUCGGGUUUCAGGGUAUCAUUAUAAUGUAUCAUAUUGGCGGAAUACAGUUUAUUUCAUAAUGGAACUUAACGGCCCGGUAGACACAAUGGAAGAACGAUCGAUCAUAUUGGUGGAAUGGACAGAGCAACCUUGCAAUUUCGUCAGAUCCCAGGUCCCUCCACCAUUCCCCAGUUCCCUCUACCAUUCCCAGCGACGGUCCGACUCUUGAGGAGGGGGCUUCUUCUAAUACACGGGAGGAUUGGUGGAAUGCCCCAGACAUGCAGAAGUUCUUGAAUUCGGAAGAGGAUUGGUGGGGUACUUCGGGUUUCUGUGACACUUUCUCUCAAGCCACGGGAACCCCUUAUACGGAGAGCACCUUUUACUCUACACAGACUGCGGUACUAAUUCUACCAUAGAGGCUAACGAUAGACAAUAACUCCCCCCCGAACACAGCUUACAACUUUCAUCGUACUGUGCUCUCCAAAGAGCAACUCUUCUCAAAAGGUGCUGAGCAGCCUUUCCUCGGGUUCGUAGAGUCGGGUUUACCGUUUACCCACAACGGAGGAACCGCCCCCACCGGGCUUUGGCCAUACAAAAAUUUUCACAAAUAAUCAGCCCCAGGCUAAUUAAUGUUCCAGUUUUUGCCUCCGACCCGAGAAAAGACACGGUCAAGCCAAGCCCUUACCCGCCUGAAUGGAAUUCAUAUCUCCUUCGGGCUCAUAUAUUCCCUCCCUCUCCUUCUUGUUCUAAUUCAAAUGCGAGCAACUUCGUUCCUUCGGUCGAGUGACUUCGUUCCUGCAUCUCCUGCGUUUCCGUGGGGCCCUUCCUAGAAGUUUGCUGCUAGGAGCCCCUCUAGUCGAAUCAAUAAUCAAUAGAUACUACCGCAGUCUGUGUAGAGUAAAAGGUGCUCUCCGUAUAAGGGGUUCUCGUGGCUUGAGAGAAAGUGUCACAGAAACCCGAAUUACCCCACCAAUCCUCUUCCGAAUUCGAGAACUUCUGCAUGUCUGGGGCAUUCCACCAAUCCUCCCGUGUAUUAGAAGAAGCCCCCUCCUCAAGAGUCUACCCAGUAACAGAAUUUCCAUAAUUAGAAGAAUAGAAAUCGUAGUAAGGAAAACCAAGCAAACGAAAUAAAGAAAACCAAGCAAACAAGAAUAGUCUUUCUGGGAAAUUGACAGUAAACACUCACCGGACCGUCGCUGGGAAUGGUAGAGGGAACUGGGGAAUGGUGGAGGGACCUGGGAUCUGACGAAAUUGCAAGGUUGCUCUUUGCAUUCCACCAAUCCUCUCGUGUAUUAGAAGAAAGAAGGCGGCAAAAGGCAGCAGCAUGUGCCCUUAGAGCGGUAAAAUAAAAUUAUCUCCAGUGGUUGCUCUGUAUGCAUAGGCUAUACAAGGAAACUCGGUCGAGAGGACUUCUUUGUGUAUUAUCUAUUUAAGAUUGCAGCCAUCAGUUUUAGUUUAGGGGCGUGUCAUGCUGGAUAUCAUGGUUAUGAAAAUGUCAAUCGAAUUCAAUUCUAUGAUGAAAAUUCAUUAUUUGUAUAUCAAAUGAGGUGAAAAUUGUUUCAUCUUUUUUAACUAUACGGGGAUUGAUUUGCCAGUAGUUUCAAUUCAUCUGAAAGAGAAUUUUUGCAGAUUUGACACCCCUAUGAAUCGUUGGCCUUGGAGCUUCAUUGUGAAGUAGUUCAAUGCUUAUGCAACUUUCACAGCUAUAUGAAACCUCAGAGUGUUUGCUUUUUAGUUUUUACCAUGGAGGUUCUCUUCAAAGCCGCCUCACCUCUGACCGAAAUGGGUCACUGCAGCUGAUGAUUCAUCAUCAUCAACUGGCUUCCCAUCGAGUUCUCCAUUUUCUCUUCUCUUCCUCUUUUGUGUCCUUCCUCCGACUGCCUGAAGUGGUUGGCAGGUCUCUUGAUUGCAAAAUCUCUAUUAAAAUCUCAAUCCUCACAGGGUUUGCUGUUAAUGGCUGGGAAAAAGUAAUGGGAGCUUUAGCGAUGUAUUCAUAGGCUUCCUGCUCCCAGCCUCCCUCCAUCUCCGCCGCUGGCAGUGUUUUGCCAAUGCUGGUGUGCCAGUAUUUAUUGGCUGGAGCUCUCGCUCCUGGAACCAGCAUUAGGCUGAUCGAUCUACUGCAAAAAUACUAUAAGGGCGCCGACUCUCUGCUUCACAGGCAAAAGGGGGGAAUUUCCUUUCCAUUAUAUUUCUGUUUCAAUUUUGUAAUCUAUGUUAAGCAUACCAUGCAUAUUCCACUCUGACCACUGUCCGACGGCUUUAUGCUUUCUUUGUGAUGGUGACAAGGCGGGGUCCAAAGCCGGAGAUAGUGAAGUUAUCCAAAACUCUCCCAUCUCGGCGGCAGUGAUUUCGUCUGCUGCUGUGGAAGUUUGAAUCCAAAAGAAUCCUCCGAUGACAGUCCUGACAAUCACGGCGACUGGUGCACUCACUGUCUCCGAUGAGCGAAUUGAAAAGCAAAAACCACGCUUUUCCCUCUGUUCGACUCUCUGUUUUCAAAUUGGCAGAUUGGGAGAGGGAUUCGCCUGGGACUUCCUCAGCUAGACAACUAUGCCCGAGGAAAACCCAUGAAGAAGUGAUAGAGGCUGAGAAGUGCAACUAUUAAGGCUUGAUUAGGAGUAAACAAUAGCUUCAAUGUUUCGAUUGCAGCUCCGAUUGAUCCAUGUUACAAGCCACUCUUAGCUUCUCUUGAGAGUGAUAACUGUCAGAAGUGCUAUUUUCUUCCAUGGUUGCUGCGCGACUAUGUGUGGCGCAUUUUUAGUUUGAUUGGUAACGUUAGAAUCGGAUGAAAGUGUAGUUUGAGCCAAAUUCAACAGUUGAAUAAAAUUCUUUUCAUCUCGAGUUAUCGGUAGCGAAUUGGUGACAGUUUUCCUCCUAAGUGGUCUUUGUUGUUGUGAGGUGUGAACUGUGAUGCAUUCAUUUCAAUGGAGCUUCCGGUGGACAGAAGGGAAGAACGAUUGAUCCAUCCAUGUUCGUCAAUUCAAUAUGCUUAUGCUCAAACUCACAAAAUAAUCUUUCCCUGUGUGUAUAUGUCAACAUCUUUUGUUAAACAAAAGGGAUCCCAAGGAAAAGGGAAACCCAGAAACACCCUGUCAAAAAAAUUGUAUGUUUGUAUGAUUCAGUAACUAAUACGGCAUGAUGUGCGUUGUUUUGGUGUCAUAGCUCUCGACGACGAAUCCGUCACCGCUGCUGCCGGCGCCGGCGCAGCCGUUCCCCCUGUAUCCGGCCCUGAGAGCCUUCACCAGCUCCCGGCACAUCGACCUCACGUUGCCUUCCCCUUCGCUCUGCAUCACCAGAAGCACCUUCGUCACGCCGUGAUUCCUCACCGCCUUCUCCGCCACGGUCCCGUCCUUGAACAAGCAGCACAUCCCCCACAGCACCGCCACCGCGUCCUCCGUCGCCGGCUUCGACACCUUCAUCAGCCGCUCCACGAUCCCACCCACGCAAUUCGGGUCCCCGCUGAUCGCCGCUCGGCCCUCCGGACACGUCGACAGCAGCGAGAGCAGCUUCAGCGACUUCUCCGCCAGGGGAACGGCGGCGGCGCUGCGGUCGGAGACCGUUCGCGAGAGGAAUCCGACGAGCCCCAGCUCCACGAGUCGGAUCCUGACGGAGCGGGUCACUGCGAUCGAGAUCAGGAGCGACAGAACGGCCGCGUGGAGAUGAUUCGGGUCGGGUCCCGGCCGGAGGAGCAGGGAGAGGAGGACGGGGACGAGAUCCUCUGUUUCCGCGACGAAACGUUUCGAUUCGUUGUCGAUUGAGAUCGAGUCCAGAAUUCUCACCGCCUCGAUCUUGGAGCUCGAAUUCUCCGCCUCCCGGAGAGUGGAAGUCAACGGCGACAGCCGAUUCCGAUCGCCGCUCUGGAGAAUCAACAACCUGUGCAAUUUCUCCUUGACGCCGUUCUCCCCGGAGACCAGCCCCAAAACCCUAACCGCCAUCUCCGACUCCCCAAUCUUCCCCACAACCGUUUCGACAAAACCCUCGAUUCCGACCAGAACCCGCCGGUUGUAAUCGGAGCACCCGGCGAAUUCGACGAGAUGAGAUAGAAACGAGAGACACUCUUCCUUCCUCUCGCCGGCGCUUCGGAUUUUGUGAAUCCAGACCCGGACCUGGUCCUCGGACGCGGCGGGGCGGCGGGUGGAAGAGGAUUGGUUCCACAGGUUGAUGAGACGGAGGAGGGUGAGGUUGGGGACGAAAUCCUUGGACGGGAGGAUCUGCAUGGUGGCCGGACACGUGUCGUGGCCGGUCUCGAGCCAUUUCUGGAUGCUGGACCGGUCGUAUGUGACGCCGGUGGUGAGGCUGACCGGAGAUUUCAUGACGUCGAGGGAGAUCGGGCAGCGGAAGAGAUUGGGUACCGUUAUGUACAGUCCAUCCCUUUCUCUUCCCAUUUUUUUGCUCGAUUUUCCGGUUGGAAAUUUGUUCGGAGAAUGGAGAAGAGAACAGAGGGGAGAAGAAGACUGGGAGUUUAGAGAGAGAGAGAGAGAGAGAGGUGGAUUCGAUGUUUUGUAGGGAGGAGGAGUCAAAGUGGAGGACUAUGGACCGACGUCGUAUUUGGGGCGGAGUUCAGUAGGCUACAGUUUGCUUCACGGAAACGCACCUGGUCUGGUCAAAGAUUUUGUAUUCUUUUGUAAAUUAAAUGAAAUACAGCA
Molecule: messenger RNA, 6237 nt
Organism: Linum tenue
Lineage: Eukaryota; Viridiplantae; Streptophyta; Magnoliopsida; Malpighiales; Linaceae
Source: the annotation of a GenBank genome assembly